Messenger RNA from Alternaria postmessia, 516 nucleotides. RefSeq lists its product as uncharacterized. The coding region runs from base 1 to 516 and encodes 171 amino acids. The transcript has a single exon. Lineage: Eukaryota; Fungi; Ascomycota; Dothideomycetes; Pleosporales; Pleosporaceae. The record is from RefSeq and is a predicted model, not a curated record.
AUGCCCUGUCCAAGAGCAGCACCGGGAAGAAUGAUGGAAGAUCCGAUGAACGAGCAUGCUUCCCGCUCGCAGAGGUACUAUAGUAAUCAACAGUUGCGACCAGACGUGCCAGUGUCUCCGCAGCCCACUGCUGAAGACAUAGCACGCCGAUCACGGAGGUUUAGACUCCGACAUGAUGAAUUUGCAAGAAGGGAACCCGGAUUGAGCCGACCCGGAGUUACAUAUUUGGAAGACAUUACGCCUGACUUGAACCACCCGUCGCCGUCGCAAAGUAACGCAGUUAGCCACGCACAGGGUCCUUAUGAUGACACUGAUAGCCCUGGCCAUGCUCAUAUCAACGAACAACCUGGUGAAGGAGACAUAGACAUCCAUUUGACGCGCGAUGAAAGCAACGACAAGAAGCAGAGCUUGAGGGAGGACUUCGAGAUGAUAAGAUAUGAGGAUGACCUGACCGCAGACUUUGAAGAGGUCGACCGAGACAUACCGACGGCCUUCAAUGGAAAACCACCAAAAUAA